AUGGAGGAAUUAACGAGUAAAUGUGAUAACCUGUCCUUAUCGGUUAGGGAAGGGAAAUCUAUUAUUUUGUCUAAUAAACACCAAGAGUCUAAGUUUGUUCUAGCAGCAAAAUUCUAUACUAGACGAGCUUUGAAUAUCGAGGCGGUGGCUCGUACUUUCAGGCCUCUAUGGAGAACGAGGGAUCGUUUUCAUAUUUCAAAUGCAGGAAAUAAUAUCUUACUUUUCGAUUUUGAGAUGGAAGUGGACGCGGAAAAAGUUCUUCUCGGUGAACCUUGGUCCUACGAUAGACAUCUGGUGAGUGUUCAACGUUUUGAUGAUAGGAAGGCCAUUAAAGAUAUAGACUUUAAGUUCUGUGCUUUUUGGAUUCAAAUACAUGAUAUACCUUAUAAGUUUAUGACAAAGGAGACGGCGAAGGAAAUAGGUGAUACUAUCGGUCCUGUUAUCAAGCAAAGUGAGGAUUCUGAAUGGAAGGGAGGGACUUUUCUACGCGUCAGGGUCAAAGUGGAUACGACUCGCCCCUUAUGUCGGGGGAGGAAAGUGACGUUCGAAGAAGGCCAGACACAGUGGGUCUCUUUUCAGUAUGAAAAACUCCCCAAUGUGUGUUACUGGUGCGGUAGGCUCUUGCAUGACGAUAAAGAAUGCGAAGUAUGGAUAAAGAGCAAAGGGACUCUCUCAGUUGAUCAACAACAAUUUGGUAACUGGAUUAGAGCAAACUCGUUUGGCCCAAACAAGAGCAGGAGCUUAGAAGUCAAAGGCUUCGAGUCCAGGCAGACCAGUGCACAGGAGGCGAGAAUGGGAAAUAAGGACAGAGAAGUGAAACAAAGGAAUCAAACCAGUGAAGUUGGGGAUUCAAGCGGUGGAGAAGUAGAGCGAAUGGAGACAGCGACGGAGGAGGAUGAAAUUUUCCCUGAAACCAACUUGGUAGCCGGUUUCCGAGGAAAGUCAGAAAAUAGAAAUAAAGAAACAGUAUUCGAGGCGUCUGGUACGGAGAGUGGAAAGGCAGCUUCACCAACGCAGCCCUUGUCAAAUCCCAGGAAACCCGAUAGUAUGCAGCAGACAAAAGAUAACUUUUUGGGACUAGACUCACAGGAAGACCCAACGGUUAUAAGGGAGAGUCUAGUAAGUAAUCCAAAAGUUCAGAUUUCCCAAGGAGAGAACAGGCAAAACAGGGGGUUAGUCUCAUUGGGAAGUGGUUCUGAGGAGGCUACUAUAGACUUACAAAAAAAGGGCGCGAAAGAGGAAAAAGGCUUUACAAUAAAAUCUGGGGAUGGGGCUGGGCCUGGCCCAUCGAGCAAAGGAAAUCCAAACAAAAUUAGUUCUGAAACGCAGGGGAUAUCUGACUUUGGGCCCGGUCCAGUAGGUGAAGUUAAGAAAGGCCUGUGGACAAGAUUAAAAAAUAGGCCCAAUCCAGAAAUGAGAGAAGAGUUUAUGCAUGGGACUGAAGCUCUGAAACGUAAAGCAGGGGAAUUAGAAGGCAGUGAGGAAUUUUCUGCAGAAAAGAUGAAAAAACAGAGGAAGGAGGGGGAAACAAAAAAGCAAGGUGAGGUGCGUGCUAUGAAUCUUAGAUCGGCGGAGGUUGUUGAGCAACCUCACCGGAGUCAAUGA
Quercus robur (English oak) is the source of this 1605-nucleotide messenger RNA. RefSeq lists its product as uncharacterized. The transcript has a single exon. The record is from RefSeq and is a predicted model, not a curated record. Bases 1 to 1605 code for a protein of 534 amino acids. Lineage: Eukaryota; Viridiplantae; Streptophyta; Magnoliopsida; Fagales; Fagaceae.